UAAAAUAAAAAUUAAAAAGGUCGAGAACAUAAAAUAACGCGUAAAAGAAAAACAAAAAAAAAAAUUGAAGGAAAUUGCGUCUUCUUUGACGGAGACGAAAACCCUAACGCACCAGAAAGAGCAGCUCUCUCUCUCUCUCUCUGUGUCAAAACAUGGCUCACCCGACCUCCUCAUCGGAUCACGAGAGAGGAUCCGACCCAAAUACCCGACUUUACGAUCCCUACCGCGACCUUCAGGUUCCGAGCCGUUACCUCUACCAGCUCCCAACCUCCCAUGAGUUCGUCUUCGUUGAAGAAGCUAAACGCCAACGCCGAUCCUGGGGUGACAACAUUACCUUCUAUACGGGCACCAGUUGUCUUGGCGGUGCGGUAGCUGGCGGCGCCUCCGGCUUCGUUACCGGCGUAAAGUCCUUCGAACCCGGCGACACCACGAAGCUCCGAAUUACUCGGAUACUCAACGCCUCCGGACAUACGGGUAGGGCUUGGGCGAAUCGGUUAGGUGUGAUCGGGUUGAUGUACGCGGCUGUUGAAGGUGGCGUCAAUGCGGUUAGGGAUAGUGACGAUGUGUGGAAUAGUGUGGCGGCGGGGCUGGCUACCGGCGCUCUGUAUAGGGCGGCGAGAGGGGUUAGGUCGGCGGCUGUGGCGGGUGCGCUCGGUGGUGCUCUGGUUGGUGUAGCCGUGACGGCGAAGCAGGUGCUCAAGCGAUAUGUUCCGAUUUGAGUUGGGCGGUUUUUCUCUGAGUGCGUAAUUUGUUGUUUAUUUUACUUUCGCUGCCAAUUUUGAUAGGUUAGUUAGGGCAUAGGGCAUGGAAGAAAAAUGAUUAUAAAAUGCUCUGGUUGGGACCGGAAUUAACUUUCUUUUCUAUUGAUUGAUGUUGGAGCAUGGAAAGCAACAUGCUUUCGUUAUAUGGUAAUACUAAAUUCAAACUGCAAUCUGUCGAAUUAUCUGAGGGUAAUUAAUAAUUUAAUGGAUUUGAUCUUGUGGAUA
Molecule: messenger RNA, 986 nt
Organism: Ziziphus jujuba (common jujube)
Lineage: Eukaryota; Viridiplantae; Streptophyta; Magnoliopsida; Rosales; Rhamnaceae
Product: mitochondrial import inner membrane translocase subunit TIM23-2
Exons: 1
Coding region: 153-719 (188 amino acids)
Biological process (GO): protein import into mitochondrial matrix
Cellular component (GO): mitochondrial inner membrane; TIM23 mitochondrial import inner membrane translocase complex
Molecular function (GO): transmembrane protein transporter activity
Source: RefSeq, a predicted model, not a curated record